This is a messenger RNA of Chilo suppressalis (striped riceborer), 1846 nucleotides long. Lineage: Eukaryota; Metazoa; Arthropoda; Insecta; Lepidoptera; Crambidae. The record is from the annotation of a GenBank genome assembly.
CCGGGCCCGCUGUGGUACCACACGUGGCCUCUUUAAGUAAGUUAAAACAGUGCGUGCCGUAAAACAAUGAAAACAAUACCGCGUGCUCGAACUAAGCUUAAUACAUCAGUAAAAUAGGUAUAUCUGAAAGUUUUAAUUUUACUAGCAAAUAUGUGCAGUAAAUACGGUUCGACGGAUCUGAAAGAGCAAAUUGUGAAGGAUACCGUGGUGCCCGAAUCGGAGUCUGUAAGUGAACCCAGCAGAAGAUGGCGCCUGCGUAUUGGACAGAAAAUAUUCUUCGGGAUCGGGCACGUUUACAACGACCUAUGUGCCGCAAUGUGGUUCUCUUACAUGAUGCUCUUCUUUCAAGCCGUACUGCAUAUGAGGGCAGCUGUCGCCGGCACAAUGCUUCUCUUAGGGCAGAUUGUCGAUGCUCUCGCUACUCCUGCUGUAGGCAUCCUGGCUGAUCGGUACGGCACAAAGAAGUCUUGGCAUUUAUCAGGCAGUGUUUUGGUAACAUGCACGUUCCCCCUCCUCUUCAUAAGAUGUUGGGGCUGCUGGCUCGGCCAGAAUGCCGCCUACCUCUCGUGGUGGAUGCCGUUCUACUACGCGGCACUCAUCGUGUUCUUCCAAAUAGGAUGGGCCAUCACACAGAUCUCUCAUCUUGCUAUGAUCCCUGCUAUAACAGACAACCUGGAGGUUCGCUCCGAAUUAACUUCUAUAAGAUACAUGGCUUCAGUGAUAUCAAGUUUAAUGGUGUACCUCAUAACAUGGGUAGUACUCAGGGCAACUAAUUAUAGCACUUUCAUUGGACCAUCAGAUGACUAUAAAUUUAGAGAUGUGUCGAUAAUAAUUUCGAGCAUCGGAAUAUUAUCAUAUACCCUAUUUCAUAUGUUCUUCAAAUUGACGUCACGGGAGAUCAAAGCAAACGGGCACUGUGUGACCAACGGAACCACAACCCUGGUUAAAGAAGAUGCUGAAACACCAUUAGUUACUAAAUCGAAGAUAAUGCAUUUUGUACGAAUGCCUUUAUUGUACCAGGCCAGCUUGUUAUAUGUGUUUUCAAGACUAUACUGGGCCCUUAGUCUGGUCUAUGUGCCCCUCUUCCUGGAGGAGAGACUGGCUUUCAACCCUAGCGCAGGAUCUGAACUUGUGGCGAGCGUACCGCUGGUCCUGUAUAUAUCCUCAUUUUUCUUCUCACUUCUCCUGAAAAGCAAUAUCAGUCGAGUCGGUAAUCAGAUUGCAUAUUUCAUUGGAAGUACCCUCAGCCUGAUCAGCUGCGUGUGGAUAGCAGUAGUCGUGGACCCAGAGGCUAGCAUCGUCCAAAUAUAUAUUGUGGCUACAUUAAUAGGAGCUGGCAGUUCAAUAACACUGGUAUCGAGCCUAUGCGUGACCGCAGACAUGAUAGGCCCGCACUCGCACCAGGGCGCUGCCAUAUACUCCAUUGUAACGUUCGCCGAUAAACUCGUCACUGGGAUAGCAGUUGUGGCAAUCGAAAAUUACAAAUGUGAUGAUGCAGAAGAUUGUCCUCAAUACUAUAGAGGAGUUUUGACAUACGCCUGCGGAGGGAGCGCUGCCUUGGGAAUUCUUUGUUUAUCAUUUACGAAGUUUUAUAGACGGAAACAAGACUCUGUUUAAUUUUUAUUAAAUAUUAUCUACUGCUUCAGAUGUUAUACCUACCUAUCUUUAAUGUAAUUAUAUUUAUAAAAAAUCAUUUUUAUUACUACACACUCCAUCUCUGUCGUUCCGGCUACCCAAUAUUAUUAUAGGCACUUCAACAAAAGAGAUAACCUAAGCUAAAGCACAGCUUACUUAAUAAUUACUACGUGCUAAAGCUCGAAGCUGUAAUGGCGCGAUUACACUUAGC